This is a messenger RNA of Haliotis rufescens (red abalone), 1670 nucleotides long. RefSeq names its product 39S ribosomal protein L37, mitochondrial-like. The transcript has a single exon. Lineage: Eukaryota; Metazoa; Mollusca; Gastropoda; Lepetellida; Haliotidae. Bases 123 to 1418 code for a protein of 431 amino acids. The record is from RefSeq and is a predicted model, not a curated record. Gene Ontology annotation, cellular component: mitochondrion.
UGGAGCGAAUGCCGGAAGUGUCGCUGUGUGGAGCUCCUCAACACAUGCCCGUUAUUGUAGAUCUACCUUCAUUCAGACCUAACACACUCGUUUAUUGUGCAGAACUGUGACAACACAUCAACAUGAGACUAACAAACGAACUAUGCAGACGGAAUAUGGUACGUGUAUGGAAGAAAGCAUGGAAAAAAUAUGGCUCCUUUACCGAGUAUCCUGUCAAAAUAUCGCGCGAUAGGUUGAACCAAGGGAUUGAGAUCGUUGACCCUUCGAAGUCGCAAGAGUUGCCUAAGGUGACUUGGACGCCACCAGUGGAAGACGAUCCGCGUUUGUGGCGGCCUAUACCAAUGGAAGAACAGACAAACUACCAAGAUGAACCAACUCAUCUGGUCACUCCCAAAACUCGUCUUCUGAAAGGCGUUCAACAGGCUAGUAUCCUAGCCAAAGCUCACCAAAUAAACGGAUUUCCAUCGAAUGUUGAAAAUCUUGUUGGGGCGGUUGAAAUUCCAAAUCAAGAUAAUCUUGUUCAACGGUAUGUUAUGCAGUCACAAGUUUGGGAUCCAACACGCGACAAACUGCCAAAGAGAAUAGACACACGUAAAGUAGGGUGGCAUUUCCAAGCAGCGUAUGGCAUAAAGAAUGAAAAAUCAUCAACCAUUUUACUCGGCAUCAUGAUUCGUCUCUGCCAGUCUCUUGCUGGAAGGUAUCCAAGCAUUGCUACAGAUCGGCGCCUUCUGUAUAAGCCAUAUAUUGGAACCCACUACUUCCAUGAGGACAACAUGGUGUCGGUUCAAGGACUAUAUGAAUAUCUUAUAUCUGGUCAGAAAGGUUUGAAACCUUUUGCAAACGAAGAUGAGGUUGAUGCAACAGUAAUGGAACCCCUGGCUGACAUAAGUCCGAUAUCUCCCUUGAUUGAUCUGUCACCAACAAGCUGUUACAGCAUGGAUACAAUCACACAUCUAAAGAAACCUCACAGUCACGGAGUUCCACAGACACUCUUCAUGCUCAACAAGAAUUACUGGAGCACAGACCAGCGCCAAGCUCGUAGCCUUCUCUUCUGUCUAGCCUCAGCGUUAUCACAGGCCAGGAAACUGUACGGAAUAGAUGUCAAACAACUGCCAGAACCUGUCAGUGUUCAGUGUGUUAACAUGGAUCCUACGACUAUCAACUUUAUUUUCUUCCAGCUGAACACAGCAGACUUUAAGUCCAGAGAUGGCGUAAAGAACAUGGCUUGGUUCAGUGGGGAUCAUCAUUUGUUUAAGAAGGAGCUUUCACAACCGUGGUUAGGCGAGGAAUAUGAAAAGACAAAGUACAUAGACUAUGAGGCAGAUGUUUUCAAAAGAUUUCUAGCUGUGUUUCUCAAUGGUUUGCCUGGAAUUCAUUCAGAUGAAAUCCAGUCAGAAGUGAAUUCAGCACGGUCCUAGUUUGAGUUGUAGGAAGAUGCGAGAGCACAUUUUUUAAUGACGCGGACAUAGGUUUGAGUAGUGGGAAUUCCUGACAAUUGUUGAGUAUGUGCAGUGUUCACAUAGACAUUUAUUCAAGUCUGAAGAAACAUGGUUGAAGAAUUAUAUGCUUCUUAAUGUUCUCUGAAUUUAUUGUGUUAUAACUGAUAUAAAUAUCUGUGUUGCCAAAUCUGAACAUGUACAGUGUCUUUGUAAUAAACAUAGCUGGAUGUU